Balaenoptera musculus (blue whale) is the source of this 1767-nucleotide messenger RNA. Its product is annotated as DDB1- and CUL4-associated factor 8-like. The record is from RefSeq and is a predicted model, not a curated record. Gene Ontology annotation, cellular component: Cul4-RING E3 ubiquitin ligase complex; cytoplasm. NCBI's taxonomy places the organism in Eukaryota, Metazoa, Chordata, Mammalia, Artiodactyla, Balaenopteridae. Gene Ontology annotation, molecular function: protein binding.
AUGUCUGACAACGUGAGCAGCACAGAUGGCCUACCAGACUUAGAGAACAGAAGCCUGUCCCAUCCCUCUGAGGAGUGUUCUGGAGCGGAGGCAGGGAGGGAGGCCUGCUCAGACGCUGAAAUGAGCUUGACCAGAAAUGGUGACGGUACUGGCGAUGGGGGUACUCCCAGCCACGCCAGUUAAGAAAGUCAAAGCACAGCCAUGGAAAGUUCAAGAGACGACAUCGACUUCGAAAGCACAUAAGACGCCGAACAUUUCUUAACCAGUGAUAGAAACCAGUCCCAUUACCGCUUCGAAGAAGAGCUAGGAGAGGAAGAAGAGCAGCCUCAGGUACAGUGCGAUGAGGCUAACCCUGAUCAGUAUUUAUCAGCCGAGGAUCGGGCCCUGGAGGAUUGGGUGUCUUCAGAGACAUCUGUCCUCCCCCACCCUCGCUGGCAAGUCCUUAAUGCUCUUCGAAAAUGGCAGCCGGGUUCAAGUGCCCUAGUUGUAUAUCAGGCCUGUGGGGCAAGAGUCUUUGUGCAGCGUUUCCACUUGCAGUAUGAGCUUGAAGGCCAUAAUGGUUGUGUCAAUACCGUGCACUUUAACCAGCGUGGCACCUGGCUGGCCACUAGCAGUGAUGACCUUAGAGUGAUAUUGUGGGACUGGGUGCGUCAGCAGCCAGUACUGGACUUUGAGAGUGGCCACAGAAAUAAUGUUUUUCAGGCCAAGUUCCUUCCCAGCUGUGGUGAUUCCACCCUGGCCAUGUGUGCCUGUGAUGAGCAGAUACGCAUAGCAGAGCUAUCUGCUACACGACACUGCAAGAAUACUAAGCGUGUGGCCCAGCACAGGGGAGACUCCCACAAGUUGGCUCUGGAGCAUGACUCCUCUUUUAAGUUCCUAACUUCAGGUGAAGAUGCAGUUGUCUUCUCCAUUGACCUCAAACAAGGCCUGCCAGCUUCAAAAGUGGUGGUAACAAAAGAGAAGGAGAAGAAAAUGGGGCUGCAUACAAUCUAUGUGAAUCCUGCCAAUACUUACCAGUUUGCAGUGGGUGGACAAGAUCAGUUUGUAAGAAUUUAUGACCAGAGGAAAAUUGAUGAGAAUGAGAAUAAUGGAGUACUCAAGAAAUUCUGUCCUCAUCACCUGGUCAACUGUGAUUCUAAAGCAAAUAUCACCUGCUUUGUGUACAGUCACGAUGGCACAGAGCUCCUGGCCAGUUACAAUGAUGAAGAUAUUUACCUCUUCAACUCUUCUCACUGUGAUGGAGCCCAGUAUAUUAAAAGAUACAAGGGGCACAGAAAUAAUGCCACAGUCAAAGGUGUCAAUUUCUAUGGCCCCAGAAGUGAGUUUGUCGUGAGCAGCAGUGAUUGUGGGCACAUCUUCCUCUGGGAGAAAUCAUCCUGCCAGAUUGUUCAGUUCAUGGAGGGGGAUAAAGGAGGGACCAUUAACUGUCUUGAACCCCAUCCUUACCUACCUGUGAUGGCGACCAGUGGCCUAGACCACGAUGCUAAGAUCUGGGCACCCACAGCUAAAGUUACCACUGGCUUUAUCGGCUUAAAGAAUGUGAUUAAGAGGAACAAGCAGGAACGAGAUGAAGGCAGCCUGCACCACACUGACCUGUUUGACAACCACCUGCUUUGGUUAAUGCGUCACCUGACACAGAGAGGUCAUCAGUUGCACUGGGGAGCUCCUGGAGUUGGGGUUAUGGAUGCAGAGUCGGAUGAGUCUUCCAGUCCCUCAGAUAUGUCGGAGGAGGAAAACCAAGACCCUGUGCGGUGCCUGCCGUCCUGA